AUGGAAAAUAAAACAUCUGUGAGCGAAUUCAUUAUAUUGGGUUUCUUGUCAAUCCCAGAAAUGAAAUAUUUACUGUUUGUGUUGUUUUUUUGCCUGUACGUCCUCACAGUACUCAGCAAUGUCCUCAUUGUUGUCAUCAUCAGUGUUGAUGAUGCCCUCCAGAGCCCCAUGUAUUUUUUCCUAAGGAAUUUGUCUUUCUUGGAAUUAUGCUUCACCUCAGUCACCAUACCCAACAUGCUUGUAAAUCUCAUCUUGGAAGGAAGCAAAAUCUCUUUCGUUGGGUGUGCAACACAGCUCUAUUUCUUUUUACUGCUUGGUGUCACAGAGUGCCUUCUUCUCACUGUCAUGUCAUAUGACCGCUAUGUGGCCAUUUGCAUCCCCCUGAGAUACACAGCCAUCAUGAGCAAGAGGAUAUGUAUCCAGUGCUCUGCCGCAUGUUGGGCUGUUGGAUUCGUGGUAGCAGCAGGACACACAGCUGUCAUCUUCAGUCUCCCCUAUUGUGGGCCCAAUAUUAUCAACCAUUUCUUUUGUGAUAUUCAGCCACUGCUUAUGCUUGUUUGUGGGGACACUUACUGGAAUGAAAUCCAAGUAAUUGUGGUUGCUGGUGUUGUGCUGAUGCUGCCCUUCAUCCUUGUUCUUGUGUCUUAUGUCCAUAUUAUCACUAGCAUCCUGAACAUGAGCUCAGCAAGAAACAGGAGGAAGGCUUUCUCUACUUGUUCAUCUCACCUCACUGUAGUAUGCCUUUACUAUGGCACUGCUGUCUUCAUGUACACACGGCCUAAGUCUAGUUACUCUUUGGAUAAAGACAAGUGGUUCACUUUGUUCUAUUGUGUUCUUACUCCACUACUGAACCCUAUCAUAUAUAGUCUGAGGAACAAAGAGGUUAAAGGAGCACUAUGGAAACUGGCUAGUAGGAUAUUUUGGAUGCAAGGAAGAUAA
Molecule: messenger RNA, 939 nt
Organism: Eublepharis macularius
Lineage: Eukaryota; Metazoa; Chordata; Lepidosauria; Squamata; Eublepharidae
Product: olfactory receptor 10C1-like
Exons: 1
Coding region: 1-939 (312 amino acids)
Biological process (GO): G protein-coupled receptor signaling pathway
Cellular component (GO): membrane
Molecular function (GO): G protein-coupled receptor activity; olfactory receptor activity
Source: RefSeq, a predicted model, not a curated record